AUGACAGAUCCACACAGUAGUAGUGGCAAAGGGAGCGCGUCGACGACGGCGACCACAUCCAGACCCAUCACUACUCAAAAGCGACCUCGACUGGGCUACCUACGGUCUGCCUGGACAACUACUGAUUUGUACUAUGCUAGCAGUUUCAAUUCGACAUUAUCAAAAGCAUCAUCCAUAGUAGAAGACCAAGACGAAGAUCAAGACCAAGACCAAGAAGCAGAAGAAGAAGAAGAGGAGGAGGAGGAAGAGGACUUUUACAAUAUCAAAUUACCAUCGAUCCAAUUACACGAUUACGAAGACGAAACAGCACAAGAACAAGAAAAGGACGAAAUUAUACAAGAGAUAUUUCGAAUGAUCACUGUAGCCAACGUACUGUGUUUAUCAGGCUCCAUUGUCGAAUGCGGAUUCGUGAUGCGCGGUAUGCCUGCUUCGUUGAAUGAAGUGAUACAGCACUAUCAGGAUUGGAUGCCUUACGCUAUUUUACCGUUGUAUACCUUGUGGUGGUUGUUCAUGAUACUCGUCCUCAAGAAUCGCACCGAGCACCUCCGUCAAUAUCUGAAUUGGACACAAGCCAGUGCCAUUGUCAUGGCCUCCACCAACUUCAUGUUACCCACACAACGCUUCUACCCACUGUUUCAGCAGCAAUUUCACACCUUGUUUGUAGCCCUCGCUAUUCUCGCUUCCUUCAUCUUUGCCUUUGCGAAACGUAUCCUGAUGGCCAAUGAACUCAAACAGGAAAGACUGAAAUCAAGAGUGACAAGAGAGCAUGCCAAGUUGCAAGACUACCUCGAUCAACGCACCCUGGAGUUCAGCCAUCACCGCUUGGCUUUUUUAAACACGGUAUCCCAAGAAAUUCAAGAUGUAGCCUUGAUGGUGAUUACAACCUUGGAGCAGUUCUCGCCAGCUUCGAUUUUAUCCACUACGCAUGAACUGUUGAGCGCUUGUUCUCUAGCUGUACCCAUUGCUAGUAUAUCCGCUAUCAACACCACCAUUCGGCAAGUGUGUCAUGUCAGCUCUCACUUGCAAUUGUUGUCGAAAUUGACGGUGCAAGCGUGGACUUCUACUACCACUGCUGCAGCGGGAAGAACAGCUUCAUUGCAGUUGCCUGAAUUAAACAAGGUUGAAUUUGAUAUUGGGGAGCUACUGCAAAACAUUGGUGACGCUCUAGCUGGUGUGGCUUCCAAGCUGGAUGUCAACUUUGUCAUUUAUCAUUGUGAUAAUAGUUUGCACCAUACGUUGGUGAUUGGUGAUGAAGGUGCUAUUCGACAUGCUUUGCUGAAUCAUCUUCGAAAUGUCCUUGAAUGUUGCACUCCUGGUGCCUGUAUCGAAGUUGGACUCAAUGUCACAGACACUGCCAAAGACGACGAAUGCACUAUUACAUUUUACAUUACACACACCAGCUCGCCUGCUAUUCGCAACGCCAGUGCAGCCUUAUUACCCAACGCCAAUCUUACUGCGCAACUGUUGCAAUACAUCCAUGCUCAGCGUACCGUAUCUGACGACUCUGCGGAUGACAGCACUACACAAGACACUAGUAAUCAGACCAAGUUUGAUUUCUCAUUUGAUCUUGCACGAGGCAGUAAUAACAACAGCAGCAAAAAAGACAACAACAAAAUGUUCAUUACCAAGGACAGCUAUUUGCUUAAAAACCACUAUGCCAACAUCAAGUUUGCCAAUGAACCCAGCUUGAAAGAUUUAGCGAAAUUCAUUGAGCAUUUAAAGGAGUUGAAAAUGGUGUUGCAUGCACCUGAACAGAGUAUCUUUGCAAAGCACCUCACCAGUUGCCUUGCAAGCUGGAAUACGGACAUCAGCCACGUCCCUGUCGCUCAGCGUACAACCGCGAAUAUGGGUAUGGAUGGUUCUGUUGUGGAUUCAAGCUCGUCUGCUUCUUCCUCUUGUGUCUCAUCAACUGCUACAACACCACUGGUUGAUCCAGCUGCCAAUGCACCACCACCACAACAGCAGCCUGUGCAUUCUCGUCAACCCAGCACACCACCUGUACCUUCACCUGCCAUUGAAGAAGAGCAUAUUCAUUCUAUUCCACCGGCCUUCAUUUUGAUUGACGAUGAUAUUGCUACAUUGGAAAACAAAUUAGCCGAAUUCAGGUCCCAACCUGCUGCUUCAGCCAACGUCUUGCAAGCACAUCAUGGAGGUCGUCGAGCAGCAGCAGCGGCAGCGGCCGCGGCCGGCCAUCACCACCCUCAUCACCACCCUCAUCACAGCAAGAAAUCAUCCACUUCCAGCCCUCAAAACUUUUUCCACCAAGGCACUACGGCCAUCAUCCAUUUCACCAGUCUCACCAAAUACAAGGCAGUGCGAGAUACCAUCCAAUAUUAUGCCUUUUUACCUUCCAGAGACCCAUUCAGUAUGCCUCGCGUGGUAGUCGUACCCAAACCUGCAGGUCCCAGGCGAUUCUUGACAGCGUUGCAUACAGCCUGGCAUAAUUCAGUUGUGGAGCCUCAUUUCUCGGCCAUUGCCACCUCUCCUUCAAGUCCUAUGCCUCCUGUGAUUUCCAUGUUGGUCCAACGAGAAAUGGCCGCCGCAGCUCAAAAGGGUUAUGCCAGUGUCACUUCGCCAAAUGAAGCUAGUAGUAGAAUGUCUCCCAACGACAUUUCUCCUGGCAGUAAUGGUCAUCGAUCCAACACUAGAAGACCUCUCAGCGGUUUGUUCAGCCCUCCUGCUAACUUACCGCCAUCAUCAUCAUCGGCUACUGCUGCACCUUCAUCAUCGCCAUCAAUGCCUCCCCCAGCAAAUAGUGAUACUUACUUUACAUCUCAGCAACAACAAGAUCAGCAAUUGACCACGCCUCCGCUUCAUGCAACCACCAGUGCUAGUAAUUCAAGACGCAAAUCAGCCAAUGCACAACAAGAACAGGAUUAUCUGACUGCAAAAUCAACAGCGCCUCUGAUGAACGCAUUGGGUGUUGUAUCCACAUCCACUACUUCCCCUGCUGCUGCCAUUGCUGCUGCUAGUAUUGCGGCUGCUGCUGCUGCUGCUGCUGCUGCAGAAGUAGAGAAUGAACAUGUGGCCAUGGAUAGCCAUAGCAGCGGACUGUCGUCAAAUACAUUGGAUACCAUCAGCACUGAAUCACCUGCAGUCGGCUUACCUGUUGCUGUCGAUAACAUGAUGACGGAUAGUGCGAAUCCAGAAGAUCAAGCAUCAAACAUGACAGCAACAGCAGAGAACACAGAUCUUGGCAAUAGCAACACCAUCACUGCAGAGACUGCAAAACCGAAAAAGAUACUCUCCAAGACAAUGACCAACUUUAAGCUGAAUAAAAAGAAAAAGAAGGCCAAGGGAACACCAUUUACUGAUGUCGUGAGUCCCCCCAUCAAUGUGCUUAUUGUGGAAGACAACAUUAUCAAUCAGGCUAUUUUAUCUGCUUGGAUGAAGAAGCACAAGAUCAAGUUUUCAGUGGCUAGCAAUGGUAAAGAAGCAGUGGAUAAAUGGAAGUCAGGUGGAUUCCAUUUGAUUUUGAUGGAUAUUCAACUACCUGUCAUGAAUGGUAUCGAAGCUACCAAGAUGAUUCGUAGCAUUGAAAAAGAACAGCAGAUUGGUGUUUUGCCCAUGUCUUCUUCCUUCUUGAGACAGCAGCAACAACAGGAGCAACAAUUGCAACAAGAGCCUCUGGAAGUAGUUGCAGCAGCAGCUGUUAUUGCUUCUGCAGCAGUCAACGAGAUCAAGUUACAAGAAUCCACCUCCUCCUCCAACAACAACUCUCCCAAAAACGAAGAGAAGCCCUCUAUUUUCCGAUCCCCGGUGAUCAUCGUGGCAUUGACAGCCUCCUCACUUGAAUCUGAUCGACAUGCAGCACUCGCAGCAGGAUGCAAUGAUUUUCUUACAAAACCCGUCAGUCUGGAAUGGCUUGAAAAGAAGAUUAUCGAAUGGGGUUGUAUGCAGGCAUUGAUUGAUUUUGAAGGCUGGCGAAGAUGGAAGCGAAACACCAACUCAUCAGAUGAAAAGAUCAAGCUCACACCAGCAGCAGGUGUCAACAACACGACAGUGAACAAUGAACAAUUUGAAGCAGAAAGGAAGCGUAUUGAAGCAUUAGCCAAAAAGAAAAAUGUGCCUGGCGUGUUGUUACCUGGCGUAAGCAACUUGACUAAAAAUGCGAGAAGAUCUACUGUUGUCAGCCAGAUGGACGAUACCAAAAGAAGAAAAAGACCUAGUUUGAAACCCUCAAAAAGUGAUUCGGAUACCCAGCAUGUGUCGUCCCGCAUGACAAAGCGCAAUCAUCACAAUACCAAAAGUCAAAGCGAGACCACCACCACCACCACCACCACUAUAGCGGCAGCAGCAGGUUCUGUACCCCUGAAUAGGUCAAGAUCGACUUCCAGAGAGAAAAAUUUCGAUAAUGACAGUUGA
Messenger RNA from Mucor velutinosus, 4365 nucleotides. RefSeq lists its product as uncharacterized. The record is from RefSeq and is a predicted model, not a curated record. Lineage: Eukaryota; Fungi; Mucoromycota; Mucoromycetes; Mucorales; Mucoraceae. Gene Ontology annotation, biological process: phosphorelay signal transduction system. The transcript has 4 exons. The coding region runs from base 1 to 4365 and encodes 1454 amino acids.